AUGGUCAGCAUCAAACACUUGCUCGAGAAACGCAGAGGAGCUGGUGGCGCACGAGGAGGGGUCAGUGGAGGUGGUGGAGGGGGAAGGGGAGGAGGAGGGAGUAGCAGCGGUGGGAGCAGCUCGGGCGGGUCGAAGGACGGUGGGUCGUCUUCGUCGGGGUCGUCGAGCAAGGGAGGGACUUCGUCCGGUUCUUCCAACCGCGGCGGCCUCCCCGGCUACAGUCCCUCAACCUCGACCUUCGGCGGCGGUGCCCCUCGCACGAUCCCAGGCGGCGGCGCCUUCGCCGGCCGUCAAUUCGGCGGUGCGACACGCUCGUCCAUCUACUCCGGCUACGGCUACGGCGGCGGGUACGGGACGUACGCGCGAGGCGCAGUGUUGGGCGGGAUCGCAGGGUACGGGUACGGACGCGUCGCGGGCCUGGGAUUCCCGUUCGGCUUUUGGCCGCUCUACUACGGCCCGCACUAUUACGGGGACGACGAAUACGGACCGCACAGCAACUCGUCAAGACCCGGUGGACCCCUUGCGGCGGCUUCGUUCUCCCCGCCCGGCGGGAACUCUUCUGCUCCGCCACAGUACAUGGUCUAUGGCGACCAAGACUCGGUGGGGAACGUCACGCAGGCACUGGCGUCGCAGUGUCAGGCGGUGGCGGUGGUCGGAUCGACGCCUGUGACGGACAACGGGACGUACCCCUCCUCGACCAACACGACUCUUCUCCCCGCCCUCGACCCGAUCAACGUCGAGUCCUACUACCGCGCGUCGUCGUUCGCUCUCUACUCCUUCUUCACCGACUCGGCGCAGCAAGGCUCGAACGCGACGACGAACUACACCGAGCCCAUCUCGACUCCGCCGUUCAAGUACGAUGCGAGUCUGAGGGACCGCUCGUUCGAGUCGUGCGUCAACGACACGAUCUCGUCGACGUUGCCGAUUGAGGAUGGGUACCAGGGCGACUCGAGUGCUGCGACGGCGUUGUGGCGGAAGGGAGCGAGGGGAGAAGCGUGGGUUGCGACAUUGGCGGCGGUGUUGGUGUUGAGCGGGGUUCGGUGGCAGGUCUCGCUCGUCGUCGUGCUCGCUGUUGUCGUUGCGCUUCACGGGCAGGCGUGA
Molecule: messenger RNA, 1101 nt
Organism: Rhodotorula toruloides NP11
Lineage: Eukaryota; Fungi; Basidiomycota; Microbotryomycetes; Sporidiobolales; Sporidiobolaceae
Exons: 3
Coding region: 1-1101 (366 amino acids)
Source: RefSeq, a predicted model, not a curated record